AUGCCUGUCGUGCCCUCCCUCAAAGACUCGACAUUCGAUACCGACAUUCGCGACCGCCACCUGCUCUACGACUACGACGCCCAAGACGCGCAGGGAAACCCGCAAAAGUGGCGAUACGAACUGUGGUGCUACAACGAAGACCGCGUUGUCUACGCCAUCCACGGAGGCCCAAUGGCCGGUCGCAAUAACUUCCAAGCAGCCACAUACCAAUGUAUUCGCCCGGGAGAGUUAUGGCAGGUGAACUGGCUUGAAGAGACCGGCACCAUCUGCUCGCUUGUGUUUGACAUUCCCAAUAGCCGCGUUUCAACUCUCAUCGCGUUUUCCAGGGGCCACUGGGACAACAAUGAGCAAGCUCUUGGGGACAAGCGCAACGCUGCAGAUAUGGCCCGGUGGAGGGAGCUGGCCAACAUCGGGUCGCAGGCAGACCGUGUCCUUCUAAGCGAGCAGGCAGAUAUAGUAGAAGAUUUCAAAGGCGCUGGAAACUUGGAACCGAUCCAGAUGGAAUGGCCUACUAUGUGA
This is a messenger RNA of Aspergillus puulaauensis, 519 nucleotides long. RefSeq lists its product as uncharacterized. Lineage: Eukaryota; Fungi; Ascomycota; Eurotiomycetes; Eurotiales; Aspergillaceae. Gene Ontology annotation, molecular function: carboxy-lyase activity. The transcript has a single exon. The record is from RefSeq and is a predicted model, not a curated record. Bases 1 to 519 code for a protein of 172 amino acids.